GGUCCAACUGACAAAAAGACUUUUAUUUGCAACUACAAUAACUGCGGUAAAGCUUUCACCAGAAGAUACAAUAUAAGAUCUCAUAUUCAGACACAUUUAAGUGAUAAACCAUUCUCUUGCCCAUAUCCAUGUUGUGGCAAGGCCUUUGUCAGACAACACGAUCUUAAUAGACACCAAAAGAUUCAUUUGAGGAACCAAAAUGAAAUAUUUUGUGAAUGUGGAAAGACCUUUUGCAGAGUCGAUGCUCUAAAAAGACAC
This is a messenger RNA of Ascoidea rubescens DSM 1968, 258 nucleotides long. RefSeq names its product C2H2-type zinc finger protein. The annotation marks the transcript as partial. Gene Ontology annotation, molecular function: DNA-binding transcription factor activity, RNA polymerase II-specific; RNA polymerase II cis-regulatory region sequence-specific DNA binding. The transcript has a single exon. Gene Ontology annotation, cellular component: nucleus. Lineage: Eukaryota; Fungi; Ascomycota; Saccharomycetes; Ascoideales; Ascoideaceae. The record is from RefSeq and is a predicted model, not a curated record. Gene Ontology annotation, biological process: regulation of transcription by RNA polymerase II.